Messenger RNA from Odontomachus brunneus, 1929 nucleotides. RefSeq lists its product as uncharacterized. Lineage: Eukaryota; Metazoa; Arthropoda; Insecta; Hymenoptera; Formicidae. The transcript has 2 exons. Bases 40 to 1776 code for a protein of 578 amino acids. The record is from RefSeq and is a predicted model, not a curated record.
UUUCGUCUUUUGUCGAGUGAAUACAUUGCUAAAUGCAGCAUGACUUCGUAUCCGAAAGCGACACACGGGCAGUCCAAAUGUUCAACGAGGCCUCGAAAAAGGAAAUCUCCUUGGAGUAAAGAUCAAGAAAAUGAAGCCAAAGAAAAGGAAAUUAGUAAUACGAGUGCUUCCAGUAAAAAACUAAGCAGUGCUAAUGUUUUUGACGCAGAAGUGAAUAGGACUCAUGCGUAUAAAAUUACAGAUUUUCUGAGCGUUUUUCAAACGCUCGCGCAACUGCUUAUAUGUCGAAAGUGCUUGAAAAAUGUCGAAUUUAGAGAAUCGGGAAUUCGUGGUUUCGGUUUUAAGAUAGUUGUGUUGUGUUCUUGUGGCUCUACACAGAUUGAUUCUGGACCUCUUAUAAAUACCGGUUAUGAAAUUAACAGAAGAAUAGUUUUUGUUAUGAGACUUUUAGGCAUCGGACAAGAAGGCAUCAAUAUUUUUGCUGGACUUAUGGAUCUCGGUACAGGUUUGAGUAACAGUGCGUACGAGAAAAUUGUGAAACACCUGUAUGAUGCAGUAAAGUUUGUCUUUGAUGCUACAUGUCUGAAAGCAGUUGAUGAAGAAAAAAAAUUAAAUGAAGAAAAUGGAAGACCAAAAUCAAAAUUUUAUGUGUCUGGGGAUGGAUCGUGGAAGAAAAGAGGUUUUACGUCGCUGUUAGGUGUUGUAACUCUAAUUGGUAAUUUAACCGGAAAAGUAAUCGAUCUUGUUAUUAAAAGUUCAAUAUGUAAGGGUUGCACGUCAUGGAAACCAAAAGAAGGUACUGAUGAAUAUACUGAGUGGUACGAAAAGCACGAAGAUGAAUGCCUAUUAAAUCAUUCCGGUUCAUCAGGGAAAAUGGAAGUCGAUUCCAUGAAAGAAAUGUUUUCCAGAUCAGAAGAAAAGUAUGGCGUUCAGUACGUGAAUUAUAUAGGCGAUGGCGACUCAAAAACCUUCAAAGCCAUCUUAGACUUGAAUCCGUACGGCAAUGACUGUCCUGUGAAAAAAAGUGAAUGCGUUGGGCAUGUCGAGAAACGAAUGGGCACAAGACUUCGAAAUGUAAAAAAAGAUAAGAAGCUCGGAGGACGUGGAAUGUUGACCGAUGUACUGAUAAAAAAAAUAACUCGAUACUACGGAUUAGCCAUACGUCGAAAUACUGAUUCGGUCCAGGGCAUGAAAAAAGCCAUUCAAGCAACACUCGAUCAUCUAACAUCCACCGACGAGACACCGAAACACGGAAAUUGUCCGGCUGGAGCUGAUAGCUGGUGUAAGUGGCGCAAGGCUGAGGCAGCAGGUUGUGCAGCGUCAUUUAAACAUCCCCCUCCUCUUCACCCAAAUGUUGAGAAACAUUUGCAACCGAUCUUCGACGAUCUUUCGAAUGACAGUCUUUUGGAAAGGUGUUUAGGCGGUUACACACAGAAUGCAAAUGAAAGUUUCAAUUCUACCGUUUGGCGUUUAUCGCCUAAACACAUUCACAGUGGAGCAAAAAUCGUCUGCAUUGCUGCGUAUAUUGCUGCAUCGAUAUUUAACGAAGGCUACAAUGCAGUGUUAAUGAUAAUGAACAAAUUGGAUAUCGAAAUUGGGAUCCAGGCACACAAUUUUGCCAUAACGAAGGACGAGAAGCGAAUAAACAGACAGAACCGCCGAAGCUAUAGCAGCUCAAAAGAGGCAAGAACGGCUCGUAGGAUGGAGAUGAUGGCUCAAAACGAGUUCUACGAGGAAGUGGAAGGACUACUUUAUGCAGCUGGAAUCGCUGAUUAGCGUGAGACUGCCAUCAAAAUUAAGGGUGAAACCUCCUUUACACGGUCGAAAAAUACAUGAUUUUCACGAAUUUUUUUCUCGGGUAUAAUAACUUGAAACGUUUUGAAAUUUUUAUGACAAUUUAAUACACAAUCAAAGAGUACACAGGAAUUU